Molecule: messenger RNA, 978 nt
Organism: Cylindrotheca closterium
Lineage: Eukaryota; Bacillariophyta; Bacillariophyceae; Bacillariales; Bacillariaceae
Source: the annotation of a GenBank genome assembly
AUGGAGCACCGUCAUCAUCACCAGUAUCCUCACUACUACCCAAACCACUACCAACAGUAUCAUCACUACAAUUUGUAUUCCAUUCUCGGAUUGCCAUGCUACACAUCCGAUGAAGCUGAAAUUGGCAAAGCUUUCUUGAAGCAGUCUCAGAUGUAUCAUCCUUCCAAUCCAAAUAAUGGUGCUGAUCCUGCUAGGAGUCUCCAGUGGUUUCAAACCAUUGAACAUGCCUAUGAUAUUCUCAAGGACCCAAACUCGAAGAAAGAUUAUGACAAGUUUCUGGUGGCAUCCACCCAACAUGACUUCAAUCGUAGCCGUCGAGAAGCAGCCAAGCAGCAACAGCAACAUCACUCUUAUCUCAGCAGCUGGAUGACGUCAUGGGAUCGCAAGCAAGAUGAAGCAGACUCCAAACAUUGCUUGUCGGUUUGUCUUCAGCGUGAGAAGCUAUGCCUCCAAAAUCAACUCGAGGCUAAUCAACAAGCCUUUUAUCGACGCGAACGGGGAUAUGUCAAUCGAAUCCGAUCCUUAGAGUCCACAGUAGCCUCCUUACGAAGAAAGCUGGAGGAACAUAAAGACGAAAAGGAUAAGGAAACCAAUGAUGAUACUACGUGGUCCGACAAGUCGACUUUUGCUGUGGACAAUACGACACCCACGUCCUCCAACCUCACCACUCUAAUGGUCGUGGCAGCAACGAAACCAAGAAUAGCAAUGGACAAGAAUGAAACUCUGAAGCAACAGCACCAGCAACAGAUUGGCAGUACUACUAUUAGUAGGAUCAAUACCAAACGACCAGCAUACCACAUCAUGCCAUCCUUGAUGGACAAGGAGAAUCUCGACGACGCCUGCAAGAUCCAUGUCAAGAGAGUGAAACAAAGGGAUCAUCGCCAUCAUCAGGAAUCCCGUACUUCCUCUCCUUCGAAGCAGCAGAAAUGCAGCAGAAAGGAAUUUGGAGUCGUUGCAAUAUCCCCAAACUGUCGCUAG